AUGUUGGCUGUUCAUAUCAAUCAAUUAAUUUAUCAAUGUAUUUCCAAAUCUAUCUAUCUAUCUAUCUAUCUAUCUAUCUAUCUAUCUAUCUAUCCCAGUUUUUUUAAUAUCUAUCUAUCUAUCUAUCUAUCUAUCUAUCUAUCUAUCUAUCUAUCUAUCCCAGUCUCCAUUUUGUUUCCCUAUCUAUCUAUCUAUCUAUCUAUCUAUCUAUCUAUCUAUCUAUCUAUCUAUCUAUCUAUCUGUUAUCUGUUAAUAUCUAUCUAUCUAUCUAUAUAUCUGUUAUCUGUUAAUAUCUAUCUAUCUAUCUAUCUAUCUAUCUAUCUAUCUAUCUAUUCUAGUCUGUUAAUAUCUAUCUAUCUAUCUAUCUCAGGCCCCACAAACUCACAAGGACCCAAACUGAUGAGUGUAUCUGAACUUCCUAAUUUUUUCUUUUUCCAUCUUAAUUUAUUCAUGAUUGUUCUUUUCUUUUUAUUCCAUUCUCCCCUGGUCUUUCUUUCUUUUUUGACUUCUCUUUUCUCGUUUUCUUUCUUUCUUUCUUUCUUUCUUUCUUUCUUUCUUUCUUUCUUUCUUUCUACCGACCUAUCUACCUGUAUUUGUUCAUAUAUUUCUAUUUUUCCUUCACCUACAUUCAUUUUUUGA
Acanthosepion pharaonis is the source of this 639-nucleotide messenger RNA. The record is from the annotation of a GenBank genome assembly. NCBI's taxonomy places the organism in Eukaryota, Metazoa, Mollusca, Cephalopoda, Sepiida, Sepiidae.